This is a messenger RNA of Hyposmocoma kahamanoa, 885 nucleotides long. Its product is annotated as alpha-crystallin A chain-like. Gene Ontology annotation, molecular function: protein folding chaperone. NCBI's taxonomy places the organism in Eukaryota, Metazoa, Arthropoda, Insecta, Lepidoptera, Cosmopterigidae. The transcript has a single exon. Gene Ontology annotation, biological process: protein refolding; response to heat. The record is from RefSeq and is a predicted model, not a curated record. The coding region runs from base 73 to 648 and encodes 191 amino acids.
GUCAUUCUUGCCUAUAAGGUAUUAAUUUGUUUUCGUUUAAUAGGUACUCAUAAUAGAACAAGACAAUCAACUAUGUUGCCGUUUUUCGGUUGCUCUCAUAGGACGCGUCUGCAAUCUUUUGUACCCGAUCGCCAACACACCCUGACUUUGUCACCUGAGGAUAUUGUAACCCUGGCUUCUGUUCAAGGGAAUAAUUACUACCGUCCUUGGCUGAAAAAUCUCAUGAAGGCACCAUCAAAGAUUUCUUCUAACAGGAACAAGUUCCAGGUCAAUUUGGACGUCCAGCAUUUUGCUCCGGACGAACUAACAGUAAAAGCUGCAGAUGGUUUUCUGAUUGUCGAAGGUAAACAUGAAGAAAAGAGAGAUGACCAUGGUUGGGUUACUAGGGAAUUUAAGAGAAGGUAUGAGCUUCCCAAUGGUUGUGACAUUCGAGGUGUGCAGUCUCGUUUGUCCUCUGAUGGGGUGCUGACGAUUGACGCUCCGCUGGAAAGGCUUAGUCCUAAUGAACGCAUUGUUCCUAUCACUCCUACUGGACCAGUGAGGACAGAGGCGACUGAUUCGAAGACGGAAAUAGCUGGACCAGGUGGUGAAGCCGCAGCUCUCCCAGCCGCAUUAGCAGUUCCCCCGCCAGUUGCGAACGGGCAAUAAAAACCAUAUGACCAGAAAUGUUGAUUAUUAUUGAGUAAUCAAUUUUAAAACGGCUCUAUUACUUAGUGCACAACAUUAUGGUGAUAGAGAAGUUGGAUUUAAUAAAGCGGUUCAGUAUUUAUGUUAUGGUUCUUAAAAACUGCAAGAAGUGUAUUUAUUUUGGUUCGUUUUCUGUUUGAUUUCACUUGUACACUCCUUAUAAUUAAUAUAUGAUGUUGUUUAAAUGUGUUGUGUAUG